AUGUUGUUCAAACUAUUAAGAAAGCUCAAAUGGAUUGAUUUGUAUGGGCAUUAGCCUAAAUUGCUUUAUAAUGGAGUUGAAUCAAAACAAACAUUGCUUGGUGCGAUAUUUACCAUAUUAUCAGUAGGUAUUCUCUUGCUCUAUGCCGGAUUUUUAGCUCAGGAUAUCGCAAAUUAAAAGAGUACAAUCAAAUCCAUUAUCAGUUAUGGUGAUUUCAGAAACAAGAGUUUGUAAGUCUCAAAAGAUUCUUAUGAAUGGGCAGUGGCGAUUGAAACACCUCUUUACUGGGAAACUCAGAAUGAAACUCAAAAUAUAUAUUAAUACCUUAGCCUAUAUGUUUUGGGAAAUGAUCCUGUAAAAAAUGAAGACAUUAAAUUAAUCCCGUGCUAAGAUUACAGAUUCUUUAACGAGACACUUUCUAAAAUUAGUAUUUACGUGACAGAUUGUGAUUAAGCAUUUCUAGAUGAAUUCUAUACAGGAUCAUACUGUGAGGAGGAUGAAGAAAAACUUGAUGAAGUCAUACAAAAUUCAUAUCUCAAGUUCAUAUACAGUAGCCGUUAUUUCGAUGUAGAAGAAUUCAAUCAAAAUCCAAUAAAAACUUUUAUUGAAAGUAAAAGCUUCUACAUCAAUAAAUCAAAUCUGAGAAUAAAUACUUUCUCUCUCUUUUUAAAUGUGGCCUAAGGAUCAAAUUCUAUUCUGCAUGAAUCGUUAGAUUAAUUCAGGUAUGAGUAUAUCCAAUCAACUGUCGAAUCUUAUACCAAUAUAGAUAGAGAAGAAGGAGAUAAUUAUAUUGAAGCAAGAAUAACUCUUUAAAACACCAUUAAUAUCAAUGAUAGAAAAACAUAUAAUUUAUUGUAACUUCUUUCAGCUACUGGUGGUUUAAUUGGAAUGCUAACCAACCUAGUAAGAGUCACAAUAAGACCCUUCCAAUAAUUCUCCUUGGAUAAGAGUAUAAUUAGAAGAAGAUAUCUUAUAGACAAGAAUUCGGAUGUAGGAAACUCAGAGAAUAUGAACAACACCUAAAAUUCAGAUAUUAAAAUGAAUCCUCCCCUAAUCGAAAGAAGCAUGUAGUUAGAAACUUUGAUCCAUCUGCUGCGGUAAAAACAAAGAUUCAAACUAUAGAUCGAAGCUUUUUAGACUUGCGAGAAAGAAAAUCACAGAAUCAUUAGAUGUUUAGUACUUAUUCAAAUGCUAAAGGGACUUAAAAAUAAUCAAGAAAAGGCUGUUUUCCUUAAAACAUAGAAAACUUAUCCCUUACUUUCAAGAAAAUUUGAUCACACACUAAACAAAGGCGGUUCAUAAUAAUGA
Messenger RNA from Stylonychia lemnae, 1308 nucleotides. The record is from the annotation of a GenBank genome assembly. Lineage: Eukaryota; Ciliophora; Spirotrichea; Sporadotrichida; Oxytrichidae.